AUGACUUGCGUCGACUGCACUGUCGACAGCCAGGUGCUGGAACAGCUGUCCAGUGCUGAGCUAGGAGAACUGCGCAACAUCAACAGACAUCUCAUGCAAUGCGACGUCGGUGGAAUUCCCUCCGUAUCGCGGAUCGUUGUCGUUGGGGAGCGGUCAUCGGGCAAGUCUGCCGUCCUGGAAGCAAUAUCUCACAUCCGCUUCCCUGUCGAUAAUGGAAGCUAUAGCAAGCUUGUUGUGGAAGUAAUUCUUCGGCCAGCCACGGAAACAAGCAUGCAGGUUACCCUGCAAUACUUUGACUCGAAACAGACCAGACGGGUUAUCACAAAGGAUACUUUCAACCAGAACGACCUGUCAAACAUCAUACAGACUGCCAUCGAGUCCGUCGACAGUUCGACGGUGGACACGGCCUUCCUGUACGGUGGUAUGUGCAGGGUUGAGCUUAAAGGACCCAACUUGCAUCCGUUGGCGCUGGUUGACCUGCCUGACUACUUUCAAGCAGACACCGAAUCCGGUUCUUCAAUUCAGAAGAGGUUCGUCAAUUCAAUUGGCCCAGAUUACCUAGGCAGCAGAAAUUCUGUUGUCCUUGCCGUCAUACCUGCGGAACAGAAGCUGGCAUCCAACCAAGCCAAUCUGUCGAGGGUUGAGACAAUUGAUUCCUUUGGGGAGAGAACGCUCAUAGUCAUCACCAAACCAGAUCUGCUGAACGCUGGUUCCAUGGCGGAGGCUGAAUACGUGAGGCUCGUGAAAGAUCAGAACAAGGCUCAGAAGUCACACCUGGGAUGGCACGCCCUCUGCAACACGACCUCGAUUGGGGGUUCUAGCCUUGAAGCCCGUGAUACUGCUGAGGAGGACUUUUUCAGCUCUGGGGCAUGGGCCUCUGUUCCGAAGAGCAAAGUCGGCAUCUGCAGCCUUAGAAAGAGGAUCUGCCAAGCAAUGUACAGCCGUUUACAAUAUCGCCUCCCUGGAGUCAUUGCUGCGGCGGAGGAAAAGCUUCGCCAAAGGGAAUGUGAACUAUCUAAGCUGGGAGCCCCCCGCUCAGAAAUUGAACAAGUGCGGCAGUUUCUCACCAAGAUUGCGAUAGAUUUUCAAUUUCUUGCUAGGGACGCCACCCAAGGACGAUAUGACGAUGGAUUUUUUGGAGGUCGGCAGGAUGACCAGCACAAGCUUAGAGCUCAGCUGAAAACUUUCCACCGAGCGUUCCAGUACACUCUCAAGACCAGGGGCUCAUCAAGAAUCAUCAAUUCCAAAAUAUUCCAGCUAGAGGAACAACCUCCCGAGUACCUCAAAGAGUUCUUUGACAAAUAUCCCUGCAAUUUUCCCUGUCCAAUAACCAUCAACGAGUCAAUCUUGGAAGCAGAACUCAAUCGCCAAGCUGAUAAAUAUCAAAGCAGCGAAGAUAUAGCCACUGAGAUAUUCAGGGAGCAAGCCAAACCCUGGAGAGGGAUCUCUCAGUCUCAUAUCGAGCGUGUCACCUCAUUGGUGAAAGCAUUCGUCGAUGCUGUGUUUGUACAUCUUUUAGGAUCCCUUGAUGAUGUCGAGAUGACAAAAACCAUUUUGACGACCAUUGUAGAUCCUUGGUUUGAGAAGAAAGAACGGACUCUUCAAGAAAAGCUGGUUGAGCUUCUCCAACCAUAUGAUGAAGGGCAUGCGGCUCUCUUAGAUAUCGAAUUCGAUACUGCCUUCUCAAACAUAUCCGCAAAGAGGGUAGCCAACAGGAUGUUUAUCCCCGCCAAUCUCAGCCUCCAGGGCAUCACAGGCAGCUCAUUGAGAGAAGAUGAGUCAAGGCGUAUACAAAAGGUCAUCGACUUGAUGUCCGCAUGCUAUGAGACUGCACGUAAGACAUUCGCAGCGACUGUUAUCACUCUAGCCAUAGAAAAUUGUCUCGUGAACGAUAUUACCGGGAUCUUUACUCCUAUGAUGGUGGCUAAAAUGACCGACGAGCAGCUCAACGAGCUCGCUAAAGAGCGUGAAGAUGUUCGAGAUGAGCGUGAAAGCCUUAAUCUCGAUAUCGACACAUUACGGCAUGCUCUCAACAUUUGCAAGAAACAUAAACCUAGGGCUGUGAGCGUCCUUCCCACUCGUACAACUCUACUACAGUCGAACCUUAUCACUGGUCCAAAGAAUCACAGUGGAUCUCCAGGAGUGCCUCGUCAGUCAACCCCCCAGAAGCCUCAAGCUGAGGUGAAAAGGGAGCUGAAGCCUGCCGAGGAAAACCUAUCCUGUGUGAUGAAACUAAAGGGUAAACCUGGUUCCGCGCAGGAAGGAAAGGUUAUCCCGGUGACCCUACCUCCUAAUGCGGCAUACAAUCGGCCAGACUCGUCCGCCAGCUCGAGUCUAGUGAACAUAGAGAUAUCCUCCACGAGUUCUGUAGAUCGCGAUGAAUGCGCCUCAACUGCUUCUGUUCAGACGACAAAUGAUGACACCAACUCAUCUCUCGAUUCUUUUGUCGAGGAAGAGCCACCCAGUGGUUCCACUGACGGGGCAGCAACAAAGGACCAAACGGCCUCAAAUCUAACCUUGACAACCGGAAAUAUAGUGAGCGAUACCUCCAGCGGGUCAAACGAUACUGCAGCAAGUAAGGAGACUACACCUUCAACCCCGUCAUUUGUGACCAUCUCUCACGAAGACGAGUCGGGUGAGAAAUCAGACAAAAGACUCAAAACAGCCGCCAAUACUGAUUCCAGCCCAUCAACCCCCAUCACAGGCUCAAAGGUUGCGGUCUCAUCUCCUGUUUCUACUGGCAUCCAUGCCACUACAACCUCUUUUUCUCUCGCCGUACCAACAGCUGCUACGGGCUACAAAGCCGGUUCUCCCCUCUCCACACCCACAAAGGUUGGACAUAUCGGACAAGCAGGCAGUCCCGGGGUGAUGAAGCAGGAGACGAAGCCAUCGUCCGCCCCUGCCACCACAAAGAUAGAAAGUCACUUAUUUGGCCCGUCGGCUAAUAGCAUUCCAAAGAUAACUAGUCCUCUCUUCAGCGCAUCACCAUCCACAACCACGAGCCAUGAAGACAGAAGCGCAAUUCUAAGUACAACUGAUGCCAAGACAACUGCUCGUGGCGGUUUAUUUGGAACAAAUGCAGGCCAAACAAUUCCAAAGAAAGAGCCAACAUCGAUUUUCGGCGCUGCAGGCCAUUUGGAUAAUCCAUUUAGCCUAUCCAACUACACAACAUCAAGUGGCUCAUCUGGUGGCUUCGCUCAGGUGUCUAGCAACUCGUCACGGCUACCACCCAGGCCGAUACUAAACAAGAGCCGUUUAUCCCUAAAGAGCAAGUCUAGCUAG
Molecule: messenger RNA, 3282 nt
Organism: Clonostachys byssicola
Lineage: Eukaryota; Fungi; Ascomycota; Sordariomycetes; Hypocreales; Bionectriaceae
Source: the annotation of a GenBank genome assembly